UCAUCUCCUUAACACUGCUCUUUUAACCAACUAGAGAAACUCCCUACCUGGUGCUCUCCUCCUUUCGGGUCCGCAACCUAAUACUUUCCACAAGUGAAAAGGAUGAGAACCACGAGUCUUGUUGUGCUUGUAGCCCUUGCAACCGGGCCAGGAGCCCAGGCGGUGCAUGUAGGCAGUGGUGAUGCAGCUUUAAAGUUGCGCUCGGCUCUGUUGGAACAGCGUAGGAUCAAAACCCAGUACAAUGGCAAGGCCGAUGCAGCUAUUGCGGCUGCGCAAGCAGCGACGAAGCUGGUGCAACAGAAGGGGAGGAAGCUAAGGACUGAUAUCUUCUAUUCGAUGAUUUUAAUCAUAACCGUAACCGUUUGGUAAGCGCGGUCAUUUCACCGCUUGUUGUGAAGUGGACGAUGUUCUAAGAAUACUAUUCCAACUGUGGAGCUGCACAAUAGCAUAAGAGCCAUCUUCUAACAUCCAAUGCCACAAAGCAGAUCGCUGAAGCCAAGGCCCUCAAGGCAGAUGCAGACUCGAUGUUACCCGACGUCGAAAAAGCAGAGAGAGCAGUCCAGCGAUUGCAGGAAAGCCUUAUUCAAGAAGGAGAUGCACCAGGCGAGACCAGCACCAACACCAGGAAUGUGGUAGACAAGGUGCGUGCCUUGGCUUCGUCUAAGAAGAACGCUGUUGUCGGUGCUUCGUCUGCCUCUGCAACGGCAGCAUCAGCAUCUGCGUCAGCAUCUGCAGUACUGAAGAAGCCCACUUCAUCUUCGUCUUCUGUCAAUGCAGUUGCGGUUCCAACUACAGGAAAUUUGAAGAAGAAGAUGACAUCUUCUAUGAACUCUUCUAGUACAGGCAAAGUAGAUGUAAAGGGAGCUUUGAAGAAGAACAAAGAUUCUGUCGCUGCGCGUAGGGCGACAGGUCAAGAGCAUACCACUGAGCCGACAAAGCAGUCGAAGAAGCUCGGCUCGUCGACCGGUGCAGCCUCGAAAAAAGUGGAAGAGACCAAGUUAUGUAGCUGACGAUGUCGAUGUAAGUACAGUAGUUACACAUUUAGAAGCUGUACUUAGACAGAUUUGUAAGAUUGAACAGUCUCAAUCUCUUUCGUUUUAGGUUAGCCACUUUCAUCUUCUUCAUUUAGAUUCUUUCAGCUUAGCCAUUUUCAUCAAGGGGUAGUUCUUUGCCCGCUCCUACUUGUCUCACCAACAUGAACUUCUAAUCCCCACCCCGAGCAAAAAGCACAUCAAUCUGGCUGACAGCUUGAGAGCAGAUAACGUGCAAGGAAAUGGGUUGCCAGUGACGUACACCCCAGGAAUCAUCAACGUCUUUGCUUCGCGUGCUUCCCAAGUUGCGGGUACUCUUUUAAUAAGAAGAACAGAGUUUCUGACAUGUGCACGACAUCCUUCGUUUCGUAACUCAAUUUUUGACACUGCCACCUCCUCAUCCUCCGACUACCAGUUUUCUCAUCAAUACUUCCUCCAACAACAACAAGAACCAGGUCUCUUCACGUGGUCUUUUUCGCGUUUGAUUGGUAACGCCUCUGCAUCUGGAUCGAAUGGUAGCGACAAUGGAGAAGUCCCCACUGCAGGAGCUCAAAUCCUGGCCGUGCAAGACAGUGCCGGAACCGAGCGUGCUGUUGAGGCUGAGAGCAGCCAUCGGAUUGAUAUUUCGGACGCCUUCAGGCAGUACGAGACGCAGGAUAAGCAGACUUUCACCGCGUUGAAGGCAAGACAGGUAUUUUUAUUCACUGCUGAUAAUGUCAACAUGUGCUAGCUUGUAUCAACAAAGUCAAAAAAGACUUUGAUCAAAGUGGAGAUCCGUAAGUAUCUUGAAGAAAACAUGACCCUACAUUGAAGAAAGCCUUAGAACAUCGCGUAAGUAUCUUGAAGAAAACAUGACCGUACAACAUUGAAGAGCAUUACUUAGAACAUCAACUUACGCCCUGCACCAAAACAGCAUGCUUUGGACACGAAGGCCUUGAUUCAGCAGUACCCGGACGAAUACAGUUUUCUUGCGGCCACUGAUAAUUAUGAUGGAGUUUUGCUGGAUAAGGAUGGAACCAAAUAAUGUGAAGUGCCUCUUGAUAGAAGUAAAUUUGCUUUUCUUGCCCUACUAAGAAACAAGUAGAACUAUCGCCCUUGUCAUCAAAUACAACAUGACUUCCUUUCUCUACUCUCAGUGCAGCUGCGAGAUUGAGUAUCUUCGUUACUCCUGUCCCCUCCUCACUCCCACUUUUCUAACUCCCACCAGUCCAUGCGCAAGAAGCGUUCGCCACCUUGGAAAAGAUCGAUAAUGAGAUCGAUGCCACCCUGAAUGGGCCACGUGGUGACGUGCUGGGACCGGAGGACUACGCCAAAGUGAGACAGUUGCAGGACAAGAGCAUGGCAGAUUUAAUGCGCUAAGGUGUAGUUGUAGGGAAGUAGUAUGGUGUAGUUGUAGGGCAGCUAUGAGAAGUUGGAAAAUGAAAGUUGUAUGUUGCUCUUGCUCGCGGUGAGAGUGCUAACUAGUAAUAAUACAUGAGUACUGAGCUUGAUACAAGUUUUGAACAGUAGAUUGUUUCAUUUACCAGGGUCGCAUAGAAGGUCUAUGAAGAAAUUUCAAGAUAGAGUUUCAGCUUACUUCGUCUAGAACAAGGAGUACCAAGUAAGUCUUUUGUCCAAACAAUUUAAAUGUACAGUCCGUUUUUUCCCGCAUGAUUUAAGAUGUUGAAGAUGACUACUAAGUGGAAAAGAAGCUGACGUUGGACUUCGAUCCAGUGCAGGGUCAUGUGGACUAAUGCGUCAUCCAACAUAGUCUUGACAUGUGAAUAUGAGAGGAGUGGUUCAGGUUAUUAACUCUGUCGAGGUACAAAAAAUAUGGUCGC
This is a messenger RNA of Amoebophrya sp. A25, 2851 nucleotides long. Lineage: Eukaryota; Dinophyceae; Syndiniales; Amoebophryaceae. The record is from the annotation of a GenBank genome assembly.